This is a messenger RNA of Telopea speciosissima, 2617 nucleotides long. RefSeq names its product THO complex subunit 5B-like. Gene Ontology annotation, molecular function: mRNA binding. The record is from RefSeq and is a predicted model, not a curated record. Lineage: Eukaryota; Viridiplantae; Streptophyta; Magnoliopsida; Proteales; Proteaceae. Gene Ontology annotation, biological process: mRNA export from nucleus; positive regulation of DNA-templated transcription, elongation. Gene Ontology annotation, cellular component: THO complex part of transcription export complex. The coding region runs from base 76 to 2511 and encodes 811 amino acids. The transcript is spliced from 8 exons.
AAACACGGGGAGUAGAGCUGUGGAAGUAGAACACUGGAACUUGACCAGCAGCAGCAGCGGCAGGUGAGAGGCCAUAUGGAGGAGGAAAUGGCGGAAGCGUUACCGGCUCGAAAGAUGGAAAAGAAGGCGUACGAACAGCUGGAAGAGAGUCGAACUUCAAUGGAGGAGAUCGUAGCGAAGAUGCUGUUUGUAAAGAAGGAAGGGAAACCUAAAUCGGAACUCAGGGAGCUCGUCACUCAGAUGUCUCUCCACUUUGUCAAUCUUCGUCAGAUAAAUCGUUCCAUCUUGCUAGAAGAAGAUCGUGUAAAAGCGGAAACAGAACGUGCCAAACCACCUGUAGACUUUACUACCCUGCAGCUUCACAACUUGUUAUAUGAAAAAAAUCACUAUUUGAAGGCCAUAAAGGCUUGCAAAGAUUUCAAGUCGAAGCAUCCAGAUAUUGAACUUGUACCCGAGGAAGAGUUUUUCAGUAGUGGGCCUGAAGAUAUUAAAGGAACUGUGAUGUCAAAUGACAGUUCUCAUAAUCUCAUGCUACAGAGGCUCAAUUUCGAGCUUUUUCAGCGAAAAGAACUCUGCAAACUUCAUGAGAAACUGGAGCAGCACAAGAAAAAUCUUCUGGAGACCAUUGCAAAUCGCAAGAAGUUCUUGUCAAGUCUCCCUUCACACUUGAAGUCUCUUAAGAAAGCAUCCUUGCCAGUGCAGCAUCAGCUUGGUGUCCUGCAUACAAAGAAAUUGAAGCAGCACCAUUCGGCAGAAUUACUUCCACCUCCUCUCUAUGUGAUUUACUCCCAGUUAUUGGCUCAGAAGGAAGCUUUUGGAGAGAACGUUGAUAUGGAGAUAGUAGGAAGUAUGAAGGAUGCUCAGGCUUUUGCCCACCAGCAGGCAACUAAGGAUGCUGGCACUUCAACGAACACAGACACCUAUAGGUUGGAAGAUGAUGCACCUGAUGAGGAUGAUGAUGGCCAGAGAAGAAGAAAGAGACCGAAGAAGGUUCCUGGCAGGGAGAGCCUGGAACAAGCUGGAAUCUAUCAAUCCCAUCCUCUUAAAAUCAUCCUCCAUAUAUACGAUGAGGAGGUUUCCGAAUCCAAGCCAUCAAAACUGAUCAGUCUUAAGUUUGAAUACUUGCUGAAGUUGAAUGUUGUAUGUGUUGGGAUUGAAGGGUCCCAUGAAGGACCAGAGACAAACAUCUUAUGUAACUUAUUCCCCAAUGACGCUGGCAUUGAGCUUCCUCACCAGUCUGCUAAGCUCAUUGCUGGUGAUGCUGUUACAUUUGAUGAAAAGAGGAUCUCUUGUCCAUAUACAUGGGCCCAACAUUUGGCAGGAAUUGAUUUCUUGCCAGAGGCUUCUCCUCUGCUUACUAGCUCCGAAAUUCCAAGCAGUGAAACAGUUAAAAGUGCUUCAGUUAUUUCUGGCCUGUCUCUUUACCGCCAGCAGAAUCGGGUACAUACAGUUGUGCAGAGAAUUCGCUCUCGGAAAAAGGCUCAGAUGGCUCUUGCGGUACAGCUUGAUUUUUUAAUGAAGCUUAAAUGGCCUCCAUUGACUUAUGAAAAUGUUCCGUGGGCCUCGCAUAAUCCUUUGUGCAAUUUGCAAAGCUGGUCAUCUGUGGGGCCCUCACCUCAUCAGGUUUCUUCUUUGCCUGCUGUUGCUCUGGAACAAGUUGCAGAGCCUUUGGACCUUGAUACCGAGGGAAGAUCUGGCACACUGAGGGAAGAGAUGGAGAGUGCAAGGGAAGAUGGGGAAUUACCAGCUGUUGUUCAGGUUCCAACCAUCAUAAAUGACACUAAGCUCCCAGAUGCUAAGACCCCUGUAUCAAAAGUGACUGAUGUUGAGCAUUCUAGACGCCUGAUUUUGCUUUCCAAGAGUGUUGUUCCUACUUUUAAAAAAACAAAAUCUCUUAGUUUCCAGAAAAUUGACGAGGAUUUAGAACUCACCCUGGAUGAUGAGAGUGAUCUGGAUGAGGCUUCACAGUUUGAGCGAGAGCCAGAAAGUGCAGCUAAUAUUGGAUGCCAUAAGAUGGUUUCAUGGGAGGACUAUGGAGUAAAAGAGUUCUGCUUGGUUUUAAACAGGAAAAUAGGAAAAACUGAGAGGGCUAUAAAUUUAGAAGCCAAGGUCAAGAUCAGCAUGGAAUAUCCUCUAAGGCCUCCUGUUUUUACUCUUGCAUUGUAUAGUGCUCUUCCAGGAGAAAGUUCUUAUGAGAGGAAUGAUUCUGAAUGGUUCAAUGAACUCCGUGCCAUGGAGGCAGAGGUCAAUCUUCACAUUCUUAAGAUGCUGCCUUGUGAUUAUGAAAACAACAUCUUGGCUCAUCAAGUGUGUUGUCUUGUGAUGCUGUUUGACUUCUUCAUGGAUGAGGAAUCCCCAUGUUCUCAAACGAGGAAGGGUACUUCAGUGGUUGAUGUUGGUUUGUGCAAGCCAGUUAGUGGAACAAUGCUUUCUAGAUCUUUUAGAGGAAGAGAUAGAAGGAAGAUGGUCUCUUGGAAAGACGCACAAUGCACUCUUGGCUAUCCUUGUUAGAGCACAGAUCAAGGUGUCCAAAGUUGGCCAUGCCUGCGCCGCUCUUAUGGUUCCAAACUAGAUCAGAUUAAGAUGAUCUUAUAUGAGCCCUAUUUGUCUUAUCCUC